UCUUCUUUUUUCUCGCCUCACCCGCACCAGAUUGCUUGUACGAAUCUAGACAAGAUGCCUGGCGCAGUAUCCAACGCCCCACACAAGCGUGUGCUUUCAGAAGCCAGCAGCACUCGCGCCAAUGUGCAGGCGUCGCCCCGUUCCGCGAAGAAGCUCAAACUCGACGAUGGUAGCAUGAAAAAUGGCCGGGCCCCCGUUCGAUCGGCCAAUGUGUCUUUCAACAGCAGCCAGCCGCAGAAGAGUCGGUUCGAGGAGGAGGUGUUGGAGCAGAUGUCCCAGGACAUUGAGACGUUGAAGCACACAAACUCGGAGAAGGACCAACAAUGGAGUCGGCCGUCGUUGCCAGCCGAUUUCGAUGAGACUACACACAAAUUGGUAUUUCAGAAUAUCGAAGCUGAGGAAGGCGUUCUCAAUGGUGGGAAGGCUACCGUGAAGCUGUUUGGUGUAACAGAGGAUGGACAUUCUAUCAUGCUACACGUUACCGGUUUCCUACACUACUUCUACAUCGCCGCACCCAUGGGCUUUCAAGCAAGCGAUUGCAAUGCGUACAAGAACUACCUCGAAGCCCAGUGCCAAAAGAGUUUCAACUCCCAUUCCGCUGUUAUACAUUCUGUACAGAUGACGAUGAGGGAGAAUAUUCUGCGCUUUCAGGGAAACCAGAAGAGUCCAUACCUCAAAAUCACCGUGAACGACCCCAAGUUCAUUGCGCGCGUGCGGAGACUCGUACAAGGGAAGGAGGCCAACUGGAAAGGAAUGUGGCCUGACGUCGAGGGUGGAAUUCUCACAUUCGAUAACAUCAUAUAUGUAUUGCGUUUUAUGAUUGACACAAAGAUCUCGGGCAUGUCUUGGGUCGAGGCUCCAGCCAGCAAAUGGAAGCUAAUACAUCCGUCUGAGCGCCAUUCCAAUUGUCAAAUCGAAGCUCAGAUGCACUAUUCGGAUCUGAUUGCGCAUCCUUCUGAUGGGGAAUGGGCCAAAAUCGCCCCUCUUCGUGUGCUGUCCAUGGAUAUCGAGUGCGCUGGUCGCAAAGGUGUCUUUCCUGAGGCGGAAGUCGAUCCCGUCAUUCAGAUUGCGAAUGUUGUCACUCGCUACGGAGAGGAUAAACCAUUCAUUCGCAACGUGUUUUGCUUGGAUACCGUCAAUCCCAUCGCCGCCACCCAGAUUCUCUCCUUUCGCAACGAGCGGGAUAUGUUGUUGAAGUGGCGUGAUUUCCUCCAAGAGGUCGACCCGGAUGUCAUAAUCGGGUACAAUACUUCGAACUUUGAUUUUCCAUACCUUCUCGACCGUGCUAAGCACCUCAAAGCCACCGGCUUCAAUUACUGGACUCGUUUAAAGAAUCAGGUCACCUCGCAUGAGAGCUCCAAGUUCUCGAGCAAGCAGCUGGGCAGCCGUGACACGAAGAACACCAACACCAACGGUCGUCUGCAACUGGACUUACUACAACUUGUCCAACGUGACUACCAACUCCGAAGUUAUACCCUCAAUUCAGUGUGCGCUCACUUUUUGAAAGAGCAGAAGGAAGAUGUUCACCACAGCAUGAUUACUGAACUAUACAAUGGCGACGCUAAUUCGAGACGAAGGUUGGCAGUUUAUUGUUUGAAGGAUGCUUAUCUGCCGCAGCGGCUGCUAGAUAAACUCAUGUGUCUGGUCAACUACACUGAAAUGGCCAGGGUCACAGGUGUCCCCUUUAGCUACCUCCUCAGUCGAGGUCAGCAGGUUCGAUUCAUCAGUCAGCUUUUUCGAAAGGCUCGUGAGCACCAGCUGCUCAUUCCCGACAUACCGAACCAAGGUGGCAGUGAAGAUCAAUACGAAGGUGCCACCGUCAUCGAGCCCCACCGCGGAUACUACAAGAUGCCUAUCGCAACCCUCGAUUUUGCUUCGCUGUAUCCCAGUAUCAUGCAAGCACACAAUCUGUGCUACACAACUUGGCUUACCCGCGACACUGUCGAGAAACUCAAGAUGAAGAAAGAUGAGGAUUACAUUGUGACACCGAACGGCGAUCUCUUUUGCACCGCUAAGGUUCGCAAGGGGCUUCUCACCGAAAUUCUCGAAGAGCUGUUGGGCGCACGUAAAAGGGCAAAAAAGGACCUGGCAACCGAGACUGACCCUUUCAAGAAGGCCGUGUUCAAUGGCCGACAACUGGCGUUGAAAGUCAGCGCCAAUUCCGUAUACGGUCUGACGGGUGCCACUACUGGUAAAUUGCCUUGUCUUGCUAUCGCCAGUAGCACAACGAGUUUCGGUCGUCAGAUGAUUGAAAAAACGAAAGCAGAGGUGGAAGCCAAAUAUAACAUCAAGAAUGGAUAUAGCCACGACGCAGAAGUCAUAUAUGGUGAUACGGAUUCCGUCAUGGUGAAAUUUGGCACCGAGGAUCUAGCAGAGGCAAUGAAGCUAGGCGAAGAAGCUGCCGAUUACGUUUCAGGGAAGUUCAUCAGACCCAUCAAACUUGAGUUCGAGAAGGUCUACUAUCCAUACCUUUUAAUCAACAAGAAGCGCUAUGCUGGCUUGUUCUGGACGAAUCCAAACAAGUGGGACAAGAUGGACACCAAGGGUAUCGAGACCGUACGUCGUGACAACUGCCGCCUUGUUCAGACCGUCAUUGAAACCUCGCUCCGCAUGCUACUGAUCGAUAAGGACCCCGAGGGGGCACAAGAAUUUGUGAAAGAUACAAUCUCCGAUCUCCUACAGAACAAGAUCGAUAUGUCCAAUUUGGUGAUUACAAAGGCAUUGACGAAGCAAGAGAAAGAAGACGGCACUGGCGGGUAUGCCAACAAGCAGGCACACGUCGAGCUUGCCGAGCGCAUGAAGAAACGCGAUGCAGGAUCUGCGCCUGCCCUGGGAGACCGGGUUGCCUAUGUCAUGGUUAAAGGUGCCACUGGCGCCAAAAGCUACGAGAAAUCAGAAGAUCCCAUCUUCGUUCUGGAGCACAACCUACCCAUCGACACCAAGUACUAUCUGGACAACCAGCUGGCAAAACCGCUUGGUCGUAUCUUCGAACCUGUCAUCGGCGAGAAGAAAGCAAGCUCCCUUCUCACGGGUCAGCACACGCGCACCAUUUCCGUGGCGGCGCCCACCAUGGGCGGAUUGAUGAAGUUCGCCAAGAAGACGGCCACCUGCAUGGGCUGCAAGAAGCCUCUGACCAGUGCUGUUGAGAAGGACGGUGCUGUGUGCGAGAACUGCCGUCCUCGUAUUGGCGAGCUGUACCAAAAGACAUUGACCAAAGUCAGCGAGCUUGAAGUGCGCUUCAACAGACUUUGGACGCAGUGCCAGCGGUGCCAGGGUAGUCUGCAUUGCGAGGUUAUAUGUGCGAGUCGGGAUUGUCCCAUUUUCUACAUGCGUAUGAAAGCGAGGAAAGAUGUGGAGGACGCAGGAAAAGAGAUGAUCAGGUUCGACAAUGAUGCCGCGCUGUGGUAA
Molecule: messenger RNA, 3408 nt
Organism: Periconia digitata
Lineage: Eukaryota; Fungi; Ascomycota; Dothideomycetes; Pleosporales; Periconiaceae
Source: the annotation of a GenBank genome assembly